CACUAUCAAUGUCUCAUCCUUGAGACCUUUGCUUUUAGCACUUUCCUUCGUAACGACUAAUCCCAUCAUUUAUAAUAAGCUAAUAAGCCGUCUACAUGUAUUUUGACGCGCUAAAGUUCGUUCACGUUUGAAAAAUUCAAUUCAUCUCAGCCAUCUUUACAUCCUCCCUCUACCAGUCACAUCAGUUCAUUCCUUUUCAAACCAUGCCACCAAGAAAUAAUGCCUCUAAUGUGGCCAGCUACGCCGAUAAUGAUCAAUAUGAUAGCCUGACUAAUCCUAAGACCACCAUCACUCUCAGAGCUAAGAAAAGAAAGAAUUUAGAGAAAAACGACAGUGAUGACGAUUCAGAUUUCGACCAUACCCAUCGACAGCACAGAUUACCUCAAUAUUCUCGUCCAUCGAAAUUGAAAAACGAACAGUCUCAGCAAAAACAGCGUACCUCACCGCCGCUCGCGUUAAAUAAGAACAAUGAGUCUGCUAAAGGCCAAGAAACAUGGAGGGCAGAAUCAUCAAAAUCGAAGCGGACGAAACGAUUUACAGAGGAGGAUCGAGGAUUCGUGUUUACUAGGAAGAAGCCAAUCACAACAACUACGGUUGAGAGUACACCCUUAACAGCAACUCUACGGCCACCAUUAUCAUCAAGAAACAAACAGGAUGUAGAUAAUUCCCACGACGUUGAUAAUCCGCUUUUAGCAACGCCAAACCCACCAAUGACGCCAGAAGGGACACCUUCGCGGGACAGAAUAUAUGAUGUUCAAGCAGUACGAGUCAAAAAGACGUCAAAACCCACAACAACGAGGCAAUACCAGCACCAGUCGCGGCGGCAGCAGCAAGGCUACCAACAAAAUCCACAAACUCCACAGAGGAAUCACGAAUCGAUUGUGGCCAUCCCAAUGCGAGAAACCCCCAUGAUUAAGCGGAAUAAAGACAUGAGGAAUGAUGCAAGUCGGCGAUCGAGCUUUACUUUAAGAGGAAAGAGGGCUUCAUCAAUUGGAAAUGGUUUUAGUGCGUUGCCCCAUCCAUCUAUUGAUCCAAAAAAUUUCUUCCGUCAUAUUGCACCGGACGAUCCACAGCCAAUACGGAUGAAGCAACUUAUGACAUGGUGCGCACGCAAAACUAUUGAUUUACAAAAGACCCAUCAUCAAUCCGCACUCAAGGUCGCGAAAGGAGUUGAAGAAGAUGUAUUGGAGAUGUUGAUUGCGGGACAAAUCAGUGUAUCAUGGUAUAAUCGACCUGCGGAUGCAGCACCGAUUCAAACGGUACCUAAAAAGCCCCACCAACAAAACGUUGAUAAUCUCCGGAAACUGCAGGAAUGUGAGGCACAAAUUGCAAAACUUCAGCAAGAGGACGAGGAGUGGACACAACUCAUUAGCUCCUUCAACACAUUUCAUGCAUCGUUGCUGGAUAAUGGUCCCACAUUACCACCAGAUAAUCAGCCUAUUGUUGCUGGUGAUAGAUUCGCGAAUGAGAUUGACAUAGGGAUGUUAACCGCAGACGAGCGGAGCUUGUGGGAGAAGUAUUGCAAGGAUAAGGACUCAAUGUCAAUGCCAGAAUCAGCAUCUGGGGGAGUACAAGACACUGCAGUAGAAAAUAUUCAAAAAUCUACCAACGAGAAUAACAAAUGGAUGAUAGAGAUAAUGGGCUCAGUUGAAAAAGAGGUGGAUACCCUUCAGGAUACCUUAUAUACAGCCUCACAAUUCGAUAAGGUUGCAAAAAAAUACGCCGAUCAGGUUUUAGAACAGAUCGCAAUGGCUUUGGAUGAGCGGCAACGGCCGACGGAAACUUUAGCAUUGUUGCCAGCAUUAACGUCGAGGCCACUAAUGUUGGAUCUUUUUUCUGGAAAAAAAGCGGCAUCAACAUUGUCAGAAGCACUAGGCGCUAACUCUUCCUCUGUGACGACCUCAUUACUGAAGACGCAGAGUAUAGGUGGUGAUAGUCCAGACGAUCCCCGGCAAAUUUUGCGUGCACUUUCACGGCUUAGUCUAUGAAGCAGUGGC
Molecule: messenger RNA, 1997 nt
Organism: Lobosporangium transversale
Lineage: Eukaryota; Fungi; Mortierellomycota; Mortierellomycetes; Mortierellales; Mortierellaceae
Product: Mis12-Mtw1 protein family-domain-containing protein
Exons: 5
Coding region: 204-1988 (594 amino acids)
Biological process (GO): mitotic sister chromatid segregation; cell division
Cellular component (GO): MIS12/MIND type complex
Source: RefSeq, a predicted model, not a curated record